AAUCAGAACGUCAUUUUCGCGGAAUGAAAACAAUUUUUUUGAAAUUUUCAGAAGGAAUUCUCACGCAGGAUUUUCCGUAAAAAUUGAUUAAGAAAACGACGCCCGAACCGAAAAUGUACCUUAUAUUUGUGAUCACGUUUAUUUGCUUUCUGAUGGCGUUCAGCUCAAAAUGCACCAAAAAGAUAACACCUUUGCUGUUCCGCGAUAGUCCGGAAGUAUGUGCUCUCAAGACGGAGAUCGCCACUUUACGGACCGAACUGUCGAAAAUAUCGAUGCGCGAGGAAUACAUCAGAUACGUGAAAUGUGAAAGAACGGUUGUCGCGUUGGAAACGAAGCUAAACGAAGCCAAAGAGCGCGACAACGUGACCCGGGUGAUGUACGAGUACGGUAUUCAGUACGGAUCCAUGGCGGUUCUGGGACUAGUGCUGAUUUGUAUUUCCUUCUAUUACCGUUACACCCCGAUCAUCGUUUUUGGGAACAACUUUAAUUUUGCACCCUUUGGGUGGUUCAUCAAGUUUCCCACGGACGUGCACAACUCGAUUUCGGUGGUGUUCUGGAUUGUGGUCAACAAUUUCGUGGCACGGACUGUGGCGAGCCACGUGAAAUAAACGAUCUGAGCUGCCAUUCACGGCUAACGAUG
Molecule: messenger RNA, 640 nt
Organism: Anopheles darlingi
Lineage: Eukaryota; Metazoa; Arthropoda; Insecta; Diptera; Culicidae
Product: guided entry of tail-anchored proteins factor 1-like
Exons: 2
Coding region: 114-608 (164 amino acids)
Biological process (GO): tail-anchored membrane protein insertion into ER membrane
Source: RefSeq, a predicted model, not a curated record